Messenger RNA from Triticum turgidum subsp. durum (durum wheat), 1302 nucleotides. NCBI's taxonomy places the organism in Eukaryota, Viridiplantae, Streptophyta, Magnoliopsida, Poales, Poaceae. The record is from the annotation of a GenBank genome assembly.
AUGGCGUGGAGCCUAGGAUCUCAGCGCCAAGAAAUCGUGUCACACAAUGGACACGCUCAUCAGCCACCACCUCAUUCGCGAUUGAUCAGCAAACUGGAGGAAUCUGAUGGAACAUUAUUAUGCCUAAUAGUAGCAACCUGCAAACUCGUCAGCAGUGCCUGCAAUUUCCAUGUGUUUCUAUUAAGUGAUGAUGGUUUUACCCACAAAGAAAUCACAGAGUUGGUGGCUGGCACAAUGGUGGUUGCUAUUUGCUACCCCUAUAUACUUCUGAAAUGGCACGAAUUGAUCUUGCCGAACUUGACACCCUUGAAGUCGUGGGUCGCAUGGCGUCCUAACGUCUGGAUUUUCAGAGACACAGGCGUUCUUGUGAUUAUUUCCUACCUGCUAUUGCUGGACAUCAAUUGGAGAUUCCUCUUACUUGCCAUCUUUCCUAUUAUGGCCAUUACUUUCAUAGGAGCACUGUACUUUAAGCUCAAUCGUUGUACUGGCGACAUUGGUCGUAAAGUUACUCCACAAUCUUCUAUGGUCGAUGAGAAUACCAUCAUCAAGACACCUAUGGAGCUGGAGAUCAUAGUGGUGGUGACGUUCGGGGCGCUGUUGGUGAUGGAUCAACUUGACGAUGGUGCAGCUAUGGGCUUCGCCAUCACACAGUUUCUCUUGUUCCUGAGCUCCACUGUGGCGGCAUUGACGCGCAUGAUGAUGAAGCUGCCUACUGAUCCUUUUCCGGGCAGUGCACCGGCGUCAGAGUUGCUCCACAAGACCUUGCUUCUACUUCUACUGGUGACGGCACACACAUUGGCCGCGGAGUGGCUGGGCGAGGAUGUGGUUCUGUUCUGCAUGCCGGAGGUUGUUCCGGUGCUCCUCUGGUACAGCCUUCACCUCGACCGCCCACACCACCACCCACUCAUCAGCGUCGACAAAAUGAAGCCACGCAUGAAGGGGCUCAUUGCCCUAUCUACACUGGUGGUAUUUCCUCUUUUCGCAUACAUGGUGAACUCCAUGGAUGUUUCUGGGCUCUCCUGGUGCACGAGGAUCAUGGUGUCAUGUGGCGUCUCAGGGGUUCUGACCUACUACCUUGUGUUCAUGAUACGCUACUGGCAUUGGCCGUGGAAAAGAGAAGCAGCAGCCGCUGGCCGCAGCAAGGACGAUGUGGUUUCCUCCGGCAUGCUCAAGUUUUUGGCAAAUGUUUUACUCAUAACGGCGGCAUUGCUGCUGCUGCUAAGGUAUAUGGUUUCUGUCCGGCUUGGUCUGCAACCAUCAUUGGUUGGUAUGCUACAUUUAAAUUUGCAACGACUAAGCUAG